AUGGCGCGGUACGUUGUGCUUAGCUAGGAGGCUAGCAUGUAUAGCAUUUAAUACGCCACGUUUGACCAAAACACUCUCUAAGCGGGGGUUUCACGGUGGACGCUGGUAGAUGGACAUUACUUAACGAAGGUUAAUUCACCGAGCAGUUUGUCGUCUGUGAGCUUUUACUCACGUUAGUCCUCCGUGCGCAUCCACUCGAUUAGCACACAUGCUAGCUCGAACAUAAACUAGCUAGCCGGCAGAACUUGAUGACAGACAGCACCGACCGUUACUCACAACGGAACCAGCGCCAUUCAUAUCGUAACCCAUGGCUUUCUAUGAAGUCUAUUCUCACCCGGCUUUGAUUCGGUACAAGACGAGCGUUUGCACGAAAGCCACCGUCUUUCUUGUUGGGGUUUUGUGUCUUACCUACAUCGCACCGCUGCUGGUCGCUUACAGGAGCCAAGGUUUCUGGAUAAAAAGAAGCACCUAUGAGGAACAGCCGGUUGUGAGGUUCCAGUACCAGGCUCUGCUGGUGGCAGCAACCAGUCCUUUGGGAGACUACGUCGCCUGGAGCACCUACCCCCACCUCAACAACAUGCUCGGGGCCAACCUCCGCAUCCCUGCUAUCUCCGUGAGGGAAGAGGAUAAAAACCAGGAUGGGAAGUUGGACCUCCUGAUUCUUCAGCUGCAGCUACCUCUAAAACCUGAGGAACAGGUGUACAGUGUCCAGCUGCUGCUCACCUUCAGCUACCAGCUCUUUCGGAUGUCCACAGUGGUGAUGCAGAGCCUGGCCUAUGUGCAGCACUCUUCCUCUGUCCCUGGAGCUAAGCUCUUCAUCAGUGGAGACCUGAGGCUGCAGCAGAGGACACCCCUGCCUCACCGGGGACUGUACAACAUUUACAACGUGUCAGUGAUCGAUGGCUCCAGCCCCUUUGCGAGUGCGUAUGACCUUGACAACAUAAUUAGGAGCUACCAGGACAGAAACUUGACCACAGUGCUGUCCUGUCCCAUGCCAGUCUGGACUGUGGGACGAGCUGCCGGUUCUCCGUUUGAGCUUAACGCUGAGAUCCGUUACCCUGUGGAGGUCAUUAGCUAUCGCCCCGGCUUCUGGGAAACCAUCAAAUUUGCCUGGAUCCAGUACGUCAGCGUCCUCCUCAUCUUCCUCUGGGUCUUUGAACGUGUCCAGAGAUUUGUUUUCCAGAACCAGGUUCUGACCACCGUACCCAUACCUGUAGGAAAACCUCACCAGUCAUGAUUCAGCAGUAGCGCUUGGACCUUAAGGACUCUACUCAGACGCCUCCUCUGCCGGAGCGACACUAGUUAAUGCAGAGGAAAAUGCAUUUCUUCAAUUUUUUUGCUGUUUGAAGAAGAAAUAUAAAUUUUAAAACAUAUUUUUACUAGUUGUCUGUUCAUGACCAUUUGUGUUAAAGAUAUGUCUGUUAAUGUGUUUAUUUUUAUAUUGUACCUACCUUUAGA
Molecule: messenger RNA, 1458 nt
Organism: Toxotes jaculatrix (banded archerfish)
Lineage: Eukaryota; Metazoa; Chordata; Actinopteri; Toxotidae
Gene: tmem231
Product: transmembrane protein 231
Exons: 8
Coding region: 308-1237 (309 amino acids)
Biological process (GO): cilium assembly; regulation of protein localization
Cellular component (GO): ciliary membrane; ciliary transition zone
Source: RefSeq, a predicted model, not a curated record